AUGAGGCUCACCACAGAGCUCAUCCAGGAGUCCCUAUCCUAUCUCAACCCGCUCAAGGAGCGCGAGCUUAAUCUCAGAGGACAGAGAAUCCCAGCCAUCGAGAAUCUUGGCGUCGCUGGCCCUCAUGACGCAAUCGAUUUUACCGACAAUGACAUCCAGGUCCUGGGCAACAUCCCGCUCUCACCCCGUCUUCAGACCCUUCUUCUCGCUCACAACCGCAUCGCGGGCAUCCAGGCGGGCCUGCACAAGGCGAUGCCGAACCUGAAGAACCUGGUGCUGGCGUACAACGACAUUGCGGAGCUAGCAGACCUGGAUGUGCUCGCAAAGUUCCCGCGACUCACCCACCUCCACUACCGGUACUGGAUUCUGUGGCGAUGUCCCUCCCUGCGCUUUCUCGAUUACGAAAAGGUCAAGGAGGCGGAGAGAGGGCGGGCGCGUGAGCUGUUCGGCACCGCCGAGGAGCCAACCCCUUUGGCUAUCCAGAUCAUGGGGAAGAAGGGCAGGUCAUCAUUCGAGACGGUGACGGCUGGCUCGGCGGCGGCGGCGGCGUCUUCAUCGUCGAAGCUUUCGCGCAUCAAACUCACGACCAAGGAGAAGGCGCGGUUACAAGACAGGAUCAAGAAGGCCACGAGCCUCCAGGAGAUCAUCGCUCUGGAGAGGGAGCUCAACGAGGGACGUUUGCCGUCCGGGAUACAGGCGGAUGGCAUGGAGGAGUAA
Molecule: messenger RNA, 717 nt
Organism: Drechmeria coniospora
Lineage: Eukaryota; Fungi; Ascomycota; Sordariomycetes; Hypocreales; Ophiocordycipitaceae
Exons: 5
Coding region: 1-717 (238 amino acids)
Biological process (GO): mRNA splicing, via spliceosome
Cellular component (GO): U2 snRNP
Molecular function (GO): U2 snRNA binding; protein binding
Source: RefSeq, a predicted model, not a curated record